AUGUCUCAAAAAGCAACGAGCGGUCUUCUUAUACUGACUACGAUCGGUGUGACAGCUCAGUUUGUGCACAACGAAUGGAUUGAGAGCUAUGAUCCGACCAUCGAAGAUUCGUAUCGGACCCAGAGAGCCGUCGAUGAACGCCAGGUGGUUCUGGAAAUCCUGGACACCGCAGGGACCGAGCAGUUUGUUAAUAUGCGAGAUCUGUACAUGAAAGCGGGCCAGGGCUUUCUGCUCGUGUUCAGCAUCACGUCCGCCUCGUCAUUGAACGAGAUAGCUGGCCUUCGCGAUGAGAUCAUCCGCAUCAAGGACGACGAGAACGUGCCCAUAGUCAUCUGCGGAAACAAGGCCGAUCUGGAGGAGCACCGCUCUGUAUCACGGACCAAGGGCUUUGCCAUCUCACAGCGAUGGGGUGCGCCCUAUUACGAAUCUAGUGCACGGACACGCACUAAUGUGGACGAGGUGUUUAUCGAUCUGUGCCGGCAGAUGCUGCGAAAGGAGGAUUCGGAUGAUCCCAAUGUAGAUGAUGAUGACAGGUUCGACCCGUACUCGAUAUCUUACUACAAGAAACGUAGACGGCGGAAGGAGAAAGAGAGGGGGGGCCGAGAUCCCAAUCGACCCAGAUGCGUCAUCUUAUGA
This is a messenger RNA of Anthostomella pinea, 636 nucleotides long. Lineage: Eukaryota; Fungi; Ascomycota; Sordariomycetes; Xylariales; Xylariaceae. The record is from the annotation of a GenBank genome assembly.